Metarhizium album ARSEF 1941 is the source of this 1134-nucleotide messenger RNA. Its product is annotated as protein mlo3-like protein. Gene Ontology annotation, cellular component: nucleus. Gene Ontology annotation, biological process: mRNA export from nucleus. Gene Ontology annotation, molecular function: mRNA binding. The coding region runs from base 1 to 1134 and encodes 377 amino acids. The transcript is spliced from 6 exons. NCBI's taxonomy places the organism in Eukaryota, Fungi, Ascomycota, Sordariomycetes, Hypocreales, Clavicipitaceae. The record is from RefSeq and is a predicted model, not a curated record.
AUGUCGAGCAAACUCGAUAAGCCUCUUGACGAUAUCGUCUCGGCUAAGCGCCAAUCUGCCCGUAACCGCCGCCCGUCUCAGCGACGCUCAACUGGCCCCAAGACUGCUGCCCCCGUUGGUGGUAUUCAGAAGGCUUCCAAGCCUGCUCGUGGCAGCGCGGCCAAGCCCGCUCCUGCCAAAGCUGCGGCUGCUCAUGGAGAAAGCAAGGUCAUUGUCAGCAAUCUGCCCAAGGACGUCUCGGAGCAGCAGAUCAAGGAAUAUUUUGUCCAAGCCGUUGGACCGAUCAAGAGAGUUGAUCUCGUUUAUGGCCCCAACUCCGUCAGCCGUGGCAUUGCCAAUGUCACUUUCCACAAGCCGGACGGCGCUGGCAAGGCUUUCCAGAAGCUGAAUGGCCUCCUUGUUGACAACCGACCCAUCAAGAUCGAGAUUGUUGUCGGUGCAGCUCAGGCCGACAAAGUCAUGCCGCCAGUCAAGUCCCUGGCCGAGCGAGCUACCCAGCCCAAGGCUCAGCCCAAGUCGGCUGCUUCUGGUAAAGGCGCUACCGGUGGCGUUGGCAAGGCUGGCGACGGCAAGACGGCAAACAAGAAGCGCCGUGGCCGCAGCGCUCGCCCUGCCAAAAAGACGGCUGAAGAACUGGAUUCGGAGAUGACGGACUAUUUCAAGAGCAAUGCCGAAGGUGCAAAUGCUGGCGCUGGUGCUGCUACAGGGGCUGCCGGUGCUACUGCUGACGCGCCGAUGGAGGAUGAGAUUAUGGAUGAACAUGUCUUGGUUGCCCUGUACCCGUGGCGCGCCGACGACGAGGGGAGACUUGCUUGUCUCGAGGAUGGUGGAAGGAGUGCCCGUGAUGGUGACGAUGAUGAUUCACUCGGCGAAGAGAUUGUUGAAAAAAGACAAAGUGACGCGGGACACGAUGGACGGCCCAAGUCCUGCUGUCACGGCAGUCAAGACGUCGCAGACUCGGUCAAGCUGCGCGGAGACGACUUCUCAGAGGCGCCUCGCACCGAGCCGUCCCUGUACGCCAUCUCCCUCGAGAGCUGGUCGGCGGGAGGCGGCACGAGGUACGGCUCGUCAGCGGGCCAGGCCGUGAUGCAGGCGCCGCUGCACGCUGCCCUCGCCGCGUCCAGAGAGGUGUAG